AUGAACUGGUUCACUUUAAACGAGAACUUCUCAAAUUCAAUGGGAGGCGUCGGCACUACUCCUAUCAAAAACAGUAUCAUCUCAAAAGCUACCUUUAAAAUAUCUGGAGGGGUGUUGUCUGUCAUACUGUUCAAUAUCAACGCCGACUACAAAAUAUUGUCCGUAUCGCUCCAAGUGCUCACUCGCGUCACAUCGAUGUUAUGUAUUUGUAAUGUGUUUUGUAUGGUUCGCGCGACUGCUGAGAAGUCUCGGUCUGAGCUCUUGGAGUACAAGAGAACCACUUUAUGCCACUUAAACGUCAACAACACAGACGCCACUGAUUUGGAUAUCUGUGUGUCUGGGGGUCGGGUCCGAGCGAAUGUCGAAAAUAACUUCUUGUUUGACGUCUCCGGAUGUGCGCAGAACUACCGGAAUAACCAGAUUCAUGGCAAUGAGCAAGCACACUUUAGUUGUCCGAAAACCCUGUGGAGGUGGGCACUGAUACCAGCGAUUGGCUUCCUUCUAGUCUUAUUACUAGUGUUUGUAAUGUAUAAGAAUUGGAUGUAUGAACAGGAGUUGGACAGCCUUUUAUGGAAAAUUGAUUUCAAAGAAUUGAUUUUUAGUGAAUAUACUCCAAUCACUACUAAAUUGAAAAUUUAA
Molecule: messenger RNA, 639 nt
Organism: Oppiella nova
Lineage: Eukaryota; Metazoa; Arthropoda; Arachnida; Sarcoptiformes; Oppiidae
Source: the annotation of a GenBank genome assembly